Rubroshorea leprosula is the source of this 1029-nucleotide messenger RNA. Lineage: Eukaryota; Viridiplantae; Streptophyta; Magnoliopsida; Malvales; Dipterocarpaceae. The record is from the annotation of a GenBank genome assembly.
UAGGGUUCCAUGAGCUACAUGAGAGUCGUCGCAUCCCUCCCUAGAAGCUGAGAAUCUCAGCUUUCUUUAGCCUUUUCUAUUCAAUUUUGAAGUUUUCUUUUUCCCUAACUCCCUUCUAGUUUUCCUUCCCCUCUCCAUGAUUUCUGAUUCUCUCAUAGUUUUUCUACUUGCUCCGUUCCUAAAUCUGAUAACCCCCAAAAUUUUUUUUCGCCGUUGUUUCUCGUUUCCUUAGUUUCUCACCUCCAAAAUCCCUAAAUACUUUAUUAGAGUUUUAUACUCCCUGUAUUUAGCUAUUAGCCAAAAAAACCCCAAAUUUUUUUUUAUAAUCUUUGUUGUUUUUGCUUGUUUUUCCUUAUUGGUCGAUUAUGACACAAUCGGGCUUGGUUACCAGGAAGUGGAGCCCUGCCGGAAGAGUGAUUGCUGGAUCUCCUAUCAAAAGGGGAAGAUCUAUGAUGUUUUGGCUAAGGCAUGGAGAAACUUUCAGGGCAGGUGGAUUGUGCCUGCAGAGGAGCCACCAGGAUUAAUAAACAACAACAGAAUGUUGGUGCUGUUGGAGUGGUGACAAUUUUUAUGGAUGUAUUACAAACUAUUAUGAGGGAAAUGAUACAAGAAGCAAUGUAAGAUGUGAACCAGCAAUGACAUGUUCAGAGGCAAUCUGGAGGUAAUGAGGGUCCAGAGGGGGAUUGAAUUGUUUGAGGAGGAUCCUGAAUAAGCCAAACUGAAGUAAUUUCAGAAGGGGCAUCCACCUACCUUUGGGGGUACACAAGACACAAGUCCAAAGAAAUCCAGCUGUGAUUAGAGGAACGAUUUAGUAGAGAAUAAGAAUGGAGAAGUACCUGAUGAAGAAGUUGACGCGGCGACAGCUGUUGCAGCAGGGGCGAAGAGGACCAGGAUUAGCAGGACUAUGAGAAAGAUUGCAGUUGAAGAGGUCAUCGCCGGAGACCGGGGAGAUUGGAGAUGCUGCAAUUGGGAGAGGCCUCUUUUUUUUAGUGAAACUGAUUUUCUUGAUAAUAACCGACCUGAUCUGAU